Molecule: messenger RNA, 1473 nt
Organism: Coffea eugenioides
Lineage: Eukaryota; Viridiplantae; Streptophyta; Magnoliopsida; Gentianales; Rubiaceae
Product: F-box protein At5g07610-like
Exons: 1
Coding region: 1-1473 (490 amino acids)
Molecular function (GO): protein binding
Source: RefSeq, a predicted model, not a curated record
AUGCUGUCCGCCGGUGGCAACGACGGGGCCGGACCCAGCUCAUCUUCUUCUGCCCCAGAAAUCUCCAGGAACAACAAGAAGAACAAAGGGAUCGCUAGAGCUCCAAACAGAACCUCACUCCUAUCAUUGAAUGACCUCAUGACCUUCCGACCGCUUAUUUCACCGUCAAAAUCAAACUCCCAAAACGGCGUCUGCUCUGAUGACGACGAUGAUAACAGCCGCCCGCCAGCUGUUCGACGUUAUGCCUCCACGUCGUCUGGGGCUUGCAUAAGCAAUCAUGAAGAUCUCUUACUUCAGAUUUUACUCCCUUUACCCCCAAAGUCUCUUAUUCGCUUCCAAUGUGUCUCCAGACAAUGGUUUUCUCUCAUUUCUAGCUCCCAUUUCUGUCGUCUUCAUUCGGGGAUGUAUCAAGUAUUUUCUCCGGAGGUCGGUCUGUUCUUGUACCGAAGAAUAUAUGGGACUUCAGAGUUCAAAGCUAUCUCUCUUCUUCAAGAUGACAGCUCACAUUCAAUAGGUAUUCUCGCGUCCCGUUUUGCUCAUUUUCUUAAUGCAGAUGGCCAAGUUCUCGGUUUACAUUGUUGUAAUGGGUUGAUGUGGGUUGAUUUUUACUGGAAUUAUGAAGUAAGGAGGUAUUAUGUGUAUAACCCGACUACCAAUCAGUAUAGGCAAAUUCCCAUACCCGAGAUUGAUAGAUAUUCAAGAAGGAUUGAAGCUGUAAAUAUUGUUUUCGAUCCUUUGACAUACGACCAGUACAAACUUGUUUGUGUGUUUGCGAAAUUGAUAGCUGGGGAGGAUGCGUGGGGAGAAUUUAUCUUCUGGCAGUAUUCAUCUGAAACUCAGGCUUGGAAGGAUUGUGGUGGUAUUGAUAUUUGGGAUGAAUCGAAUUACAGUUACUAUUUCAAGAAGGGAGUGUUUUGGGAUGGCAAUCUUUAUUGGGUAAAUUCUGCCAGGCGUUUACUUUGUUUUGAUUUGGAUCUCAAAUGUGUUAGAAGCUUGAAUGUUAUGAAUACUUAUCCAGCAUCACCUGAUGGGGUUGUUUUCUACUUCGGUAAUUCUGGGGGAAGUUUGCAUCUCAUUGAUCUCUAUAAGCCAAGAGAUGAUUUUCUUAAUGUAUUUGAAUUGGAAGUGGAUAUGGGGUUGGGGAGAUAUCAUUCAAGAUGGUUGCUCAAGUAUCGUGUUGAUCUUGGUCUUUUGACUGCACGGUAUCCAUUAAUGUCCAAUGAGCAGUUUGUUAAUUAUCGGGAAAAGGAAUUUCCCUUUGGUAUACUAUGUUUUCAGGUGGAUAAGAAAGCAAAUAAGGCAAAGCUUAUAAUUUCUUUACCAGGUAAAAUUAUUUCCUAUGAGAUUAGUGACAUGAUUUUUGAAGAGCUUGUUGAAAUAGAGCCUGCAUAUGUUAAAUUUGUGAGGUAUAAUAUGUCAAUAUACACAUGGAAGGAUGCCUUCAAUCAUUUUGAGAUCCUUUCUUGUGUCUGA